AUGAUCAACAUCGAACCUCCGCUCGGAAACUUCCCCGCGUCCGGCGGCAACUCGACCCACAACGUCGUCUCGGAGACGGACUCGCGACUCGCGUUCAAAGUUAAAUCGUCGAACAACGAGCACUACCGCGUGCGUCCCGUCUACGGAUUCCUGGACGCGAAGGGCAAGGCAACGCUCGAGAUCAACCGUCUCGCGGGCCCCGCCAAAGAGGACAAGAUUGUGGUGCAGUACGCGGAAGUGCCACCCGAGGAGACGGAUCCGCAAGCGCCGUUCAAAGCCGGAGCUCAGCAAGGAGAGAUCAUCGUGAAGUUGACGGCCGCUUGA
Messenger RNA from Caenorhabditis sp. 36 PRJEB53466, 324 nucleotides. The record is from the annotation of a GenBank genome assembly. NCBI's taxonomy places the organism in Eukaryota, Metazoa, Nematoda, Chromadorea, Rhabditida, Rhabditidae.